CGUGGGACUUCACGUUUAACCUCAAGCUUCGCCUCGAGUAUCGAGCCGCUCUCGUAUAUAAGGAAACACAGUCACGGAACGUGCAUUCAGUUAGACGCACACGCGAAACUCUAUUCACGAAUUCUUAGAGCUGAGGUUCAAAGAAAUGACAAUGAAGGUGAUCGCCUUACUUGGAUUGCUGGGCCUGUGCGCUGCAGCUCCUCAAUUCCUAGCUCAUCCGGAAACACCCUACGCCCAUCCUGCAGUCCUCAUCAAUUCAGCCAUGGAGAACGCUCUGCCUAACGAACUGAAAAAUUCCUUCUACGAAAAUCCAAGGAUCGCUGCUGGUCUUGCGAAGGAGUCCUGGUUCGCUAAUAAGGAAAUGCAGGUGAUCGAUCGCGAGGCUGAGAAGAUUCCACGUGAGAAGAUCUACGACGUUCUUCAUAACGCCGGACUGGCACGUAGAAGAUGAACCAUUACGAAGGACAAAUCCUAGAAGAAAAUGAAUUAAAUUUUGUCUCGCAAUGUUGCAAAAAUAUUUUUUCAAUUUUUGUCAUCUACAUAAAUCAUACAACUAUAGCAAACGUAUAGAAGAGUGAAUGAAAGAUAUUUAUUUGUAACGAAUGAUGAAUGUCAAAAAUAUUCCAAUUGGAAUUGCGUGCCUAUACUAGAUAUAGUAAAUGUUGUUUUUAUUUAGCUAAGAGUUAUACUUAAUUCCAGAUAAUAAUGUUUUUCAAAGAAAAAACAUUUUUGUUACAUCUCAUAACCCUGUACACCUGCGUAUAAACGUCGGUCUAAGGACUCGGACUGAACUUCAUGUAUAUUUCAAGUUAUAAAUACAGCAAGCUCAUUC
Messenger RNA from Cephus cinctus (wheat stem sawfly), 832 nucleotides. RefSeq lists its product as uncharacterized. The coding region runs from base 146 to 451 and encodes 101 amino acids. Lineage: Eukaryota; Metazoa; Arthropoda; Insecta; Hymenoptera; Cephidae. The transcript has 3 exons. The record is from RefSeq and is a predicted model, not a curated record.